Messenger RNA from Rhagoletis pomonella (apple maggot), 539 nucleotides. RefSeq names its product putative E3 ubiquitin-protein ligase UBR7. Gene Ontology annotation, molecular function: zinc ion binding; ubiquitin protein ligase activity. NCBI's taxonomy places the organism in Eukaryota, Metazoa, Arthropoda, Insecta, Diptera, Tephritidae. The annotation marks the transcript as partial. The transcript has a single exon. Gene Ontology annotation, cellular component: cytoplasm. The record is from RefSeq and is a predicted model, not a curated record.
CUAACACCUUUUAUAUUUUCAGGUGCUACAUUUUGGGGUAAUGACUGGCGUACAGCAUUGUGUCAAUGUUCUCAGUGUUUGACUCUCUAUAAAUCGGAAAAGGUAGAGUUUUUGCUGGAUAUAGAAGACUCAGCAAAAUCUUACGAAGAGCGUGGCAAACAACGUGGAGCUACUGAGACUACAUAUGAGCAAGGUAUACGUGCACUGGCCUCCAUUGGUCGAGUACAACAAAUAGAUGCUAUAACCGAGUACAACCACAUGAAAGAUAAAUUGAAAGAGUAUUUACAAACGUUUGCUGUUAGCAAAAAAGUCGUUACUGAGGCUGACAUUAACCGUUUUUUCGAAGAGAUGCGUAACGAAAAGAACACUGCACUUGGUCAACCGUUCUUUUGUCGUUAGAUCAAUAAUCACAGAAUGUCAAAAGAAUCUCAAAAUAAUGCAAGCGCACCGGAAAGGAUUUCAUAUGCAUGGAUAAACGUUUAUUAUAUAACUACAUUUAAACAAAAUCAAUGAAUGCUGUAAUUUUAUAAUUUACACAA